UUCACUAUACUAUUCUAUAAAUUAUAAUCACAAUUUCUUGGAAAAAAAGGUGUGAGGUGAGGACGUGGCACGGGCCCAAAUGCUCGUACUGAUUUGUACCAAGUGCAUAAUUAACGCCUGAUCAUUUACUUGACAAUAAUACCCUUCAUAAUAAUAAUCUCCAUUUUUUUUAACUCCUAGUAUUCUAGUAAAGUUUCCAUUCUAAUUCUAUGGCUGUAGAAACUAAAAUCUGAAUGUUAAUGAUUAAUUAAACAUGAUUAAUGAAGACAGGGUAAUGGAGAAUGCAAUUAAGCGGGAGUUACAAUUUAAACAGAAGAUUGCUAAUUUAUUUCCAGAUCAUGAUGCUAUUGAUGUUCUUCCCUUGGAGGUGAAACGAUGGAAAGCUUUGAUUUCGAAGAGAAACAUAUCCACUGAUGGAAGAACAGAUUGCAGCCAAACAACAACAACCUGUAAAUAUGAAUCUGAUGAUGAAAUUAAUGCUAUAGGUAACAUCUCAAGGAACAACUCGAAUGUAAAAAGACGUAAAGCUUUGAUUUCCAAGAACAAGAAAUCCGAUGUUAGAGUAAUUGAUUGUGGUGCACCAACUUAUAUACACAACGAAGCUUCUCAGGAAACGUUAAAACAUUUGGAAUCUGAUGAACGAAGUAUCAUCAUCAAGAGUAUGACAUCGCCACCACGUCCAUCAUUAAGCCCUACGUAUACUUACUCACGUAGGAAGAGAAAUGCAGAGUCCAGUAACUCUGGCUUUGUGUCAAUUCAACAGCAGCAUACACCAAACGUAAUGCACUACUGUAAAGACUGUGAAGUUUACUGCUCUGGAGAUCUAUGUUACGAGCUUCACUUGAGAGGUAACAAGCACAAGGUAAAACUGCAAUGCCGGGGAUAUUCAAAUGUCAGCGGGAAAAACAAGCAAGUUAUAAGAUGUGACUUGUGUGAAAUUUACUGCCAGGACGAAAAUUUAUUAAAGAUGCACCUUAAAGGUCAGAAACACAAGGCUAAACAAUAUGAGAUGGAACACGGAAAGAAGAUCAAAGAUGAGAAAAGGCAACUAUUGUGGUGUGAAUUAUGUCAAGUUCCAUGCAUGAAUGAAGAUAAUUUCAUAUCACACCGCAAUGGGAAAAAGCACCGGAGACAACUGUGUGUUCUUGAGGAGCUGAAGAAAGCUGAACCUCGAGGACUCUAUCAUGCCUAAUUUUGGAUCCACACAACAGAAGGUGAACUGCGGAAGCUUGCCAACAGAUUGUUGAAUUUCUUAGAUGAUUGAAAACAUAUUACACAGUAACAACUAAGCAAAAUAUUGAUGCAACAUUGUUCCAAGUACUAGUUUUACCGGUGUUAAAUCACAUUUUAGCUACUGCA
Solanum pennellii is the source of this 1359-nucleotide messenger RNA. RefSeq names its product zinc finger protein 385D-like. Gene Ontology annotation, molecular function: double-stranded RNA binding; zinc ion binding; single-stranded RNA binding. Gene Ontology annotation, cellular component: precatalytic spliceosome. The transcript is spliced from 5 exons. The record is from RefSeq and is a predicted model, not a curated record. Lineage: Eukaryota; Viridiplantae; Streptophyta; Magnoliopsida; Solanales; Solanaceae. The coding region runs from base 254 to 1192 and encodes 312 amino acids.